CUGACAGCGCACUCGUACUUCCAGGGCCAGGUGGACAGCGGCUCGUGCCAAAUGAGCUGGAGCCGGCCGCGGUUCGUGCUACAGACCGAGUUUGACAAGGGGUGGACGCGGUUCGCGGACAAGUACCAGCUGCAUUUGUACCGCGAGGGCGGUUUCGACGUGCACGACGAGCCGUACCGGAUCCCGGUUCUGUUUGUGCCGGGGAACGCCGGCAGCCACAAGCAGGUGCGGUCGAUAUCGUCGGCGGCGGCGGCGGCGUUUGUGGAGCUGGCGGGAAAGGACCCGGAGGUGGUGGAGCGGGGGCAGAUCGGGUUUGAUUUCUUCACGGUCGGGCUGAACGAGGAGUUCACCGCCCUGCACGGGUACUCGAUCCUGGAGCAGGCUGAUUUCAUCAACGACGCAAUCCGGUUUAUUCUGUCGCGGUACGCGGAGACGAGGGCAAAACACCAGGUUGCAAGUGCGGACACCGAGUUUGCGCUGCCCACUUCGGUCAUUGUGGUGGGCCAUUCGAUGGGCGGGGUGGUGGCCCGCACGGCGUUUACGCUGGCGAACCACAUUGUGGGGUCGGUGCAGGCGAUAUUCACGCUGUCGACGCCGCACAACAACCCGACGGCGUCGCUCGAGUACUACGUCGACAAGGUGUACAUGGGCGUGAACAGCUUCUGGCGCCACGGCUUCCACAACGGCACAUUGGACAACGUCAGCCUAGUGUCGAUUGCCGGCGGCAACCGGGACGGCAUGAUCAACUCCGACUAUGCGUACGUGGGGGACCUGGCGCCCGCACGCAAUGCGCUCAGCGUGCUGUCGUCGGGGAUCAACGAUGUCUGGCUGAGCGUCGACCACCAGUCGAUUCUGUGGUGCGGGCAGAUGGCGAUAAAGUUUGCGCGCAUGCUGACCAUGAUCAUGGACGCACGGCGGCCCGAGCAGAUUCUGCCGCUGGAUGAGCGCAUGCAGCUGAUGCGGCGCGAGCUGUACUCGGGACUCGAGGAG
Messenger RNA from Linderina pennispora, 990 nucleotides. Its product is annotated as PGAP1-domain-containing protein. Gene Ontology annotation, molecular function: phosphatidylinositol deacylase activity. Lineage: Eukaryota; Fungi; Kickxellomycota; Kickxellomycetes; Kickxellales; Kickxellaceae. The transcript has a single exon. Gene Ontology annotation, biological process: endoplasmic reticulum to Golgi vesicle-mediated transport; GPI anchor metabolic process. The annotation marks the transcript as partial. Gene Ontology annotation, cellular component: endoplasmic reticulum. The record is from RefSeq and is a predicted model, not a curated record.